AUGUCAUCUCAACCUGUUAUUGGCUUCUUAGGAUACACAGGUCUGGUCGGAUCUCACAUCCUUCCUCACUUGUUGGAAUACCAUAAGCAAGGUCAAAUCAAAUUGAUCAUCUUACAUCGAAAGGGUAGUGAUACUUCCAAGAUCCCGGAUGAUGUCGAGAAGAGAUUGAUUGAUCUGAGUGAAGGUGGUAAAGAGGUCAAUAAAAAGGCUGUAGAGGGUCUUCAAGUCGUCUUAUCAACCGUAUCGGGUGAAGGUCUCAAAUCGCAGAUCUACCUCGUAGACGCUCUUGAAGGUUCAACCACGUUGAAAUCUUUCGUUCACUCCGAUUUCGGUACCAAUUGGACUGCCAAAGAAUUGAAAGAAGCCCCUGGAUUGAGUGUCAUAGGAGUUAAAGAAGAUGUAGUGGAACAUGCGGAGAAGAAGAACGUUCCACUCACCCAUGUUAGAGUAGGGGCUUUUGAUCUUUUCGUAUUCAAGUUCAAAGCCGGUGGUACAGAUGUUAAAGGGAAUGUAGUACAAGAAUUUAGAGAUUCAUUGAAGAACCCCCUAAGAAUUACUACCCUUCCAUUCUUAGGACAAGCUACUGCUCAACUCCUCUUACACCCCGACGAAAUCGCCAACAAGACCUAUCAAGUGUACGACCACGAACCCACCGGACAAGAUUUCGUCGACGUCCUGACCAAGCUUAAUGGAUCUAAACCUGAGAUCACCCAUUAUACAGAGGAAGAAUACCAAAAAGCAAUACAAGUACCUGGUACAAGUGCGAUCUUAGCUGCCAUCAAAGCUAAAUGGGGAGAUAACAAUUGGGGAGCAACUUCACCUAGACCAGAAGUUAAAGGAUGGAAAUCUGUUUCGUUUGAGGAAUUGACAACGGAAUGGGCUAAACAAUUGUAG
Kwoniella botswanensis is the source of this 894-nucleotide messenger RNA. RefSeq lists its product as uncharacterized. Lineage: Eukaryota; Fungi; Basidiomycota; Tremellomycetes; Tremellales; Cryptococcaceae. The record is from RefSeq and is a predicted model, not a curated record. The transcript is spliced from 4 exons. The coding region runs from base 1 to 894 and encodes 297 amino acids.